GCAAAUUUCUUGCUUUCAUUUGCCCCACAUAUGUCCUUUUUUCACUCUCAGGAAAGAGAUCCUGGAAGAGUAAGGAUACUUGGUUUUUUUACACAAAUUCUCUCUUCCUCUUGCGUCUCUAACAAAAUCACUAAUUUCUUCAUUAUCUAUCUUCUUUUCAUUUCGUGUCUAUCUCUGAACUUGUUAAAUGAGGAAACUUUGUCCUAAUAUUGACAGAGAUGAUGGCCUUGAGACAGUUCUCGAGGUCCCAGUACCGGAAGAAAUGUUCACCAGCAUGGGAAGCAAUCUUCAAGUGCGUUUGGAAAACAUGUUAACAUGGAUGAAGGCUCAAACUUCUGAUAAGUGGUCGCAACCUGGUGUUGCAGGUCGGAUUAACGAGCUACGCUUCCUUCUUUACCUUGUUGGAUCUCCGCUUAUCCCUCUCCAGGUGCAAUUGGGUCACUCUGUUCACAAGCCGGUCAAGGAUAACUCAAUUCAAGCUUCAACAGCAAAAUACAUUGUGCAGCAGUACAUAGCUGCUACAGGUGGACAACAAGCUUUAAACGCAGUGCAUAGCAUGUGUGUAACCGGUCAGGUGAAAAUUACUGCAUCAGAGUUUCACCAAGCAGAUGCAAGGAUUAACGUGAAGAGCACGGAGGAAAUGGGUGGAUAUGUGCUCUGGCAAAAAGAUCCAGACUUAUGGUGCUUGGAGCUUAUAGUAUCAGGAUGCAAGGUGGUUUGCGGAAGCAAUGGCAAACUUUCCUGGAGGCAUUCCUCUAAUCAACAAACUCCCAUUUCAAAAGGUCCUCCUAGACCCUUGCGCCGUUUUCUUCAGGGGUUGGAUCCAAGGUCUACGGCCAAUUUGUUUAUAGAUGCAACAUGCAUUGGAGAGAAAAUUAUAAGCAACGAAGACUGCUUCAUCCUCAAGCUUGAGACAAGUCCAGCUAUCCGUGAGGCUCAAAGCGGACCAAACUAUGAGAUCAUCCACCACACAAUCUGGGGCUAUUUUAGCCAGAGGUCUGGUCUCUUGAUUCAAUUUGAGGAUUCUAGGUUAUUGAUGAUGAAAACCAAGGAUGACAACGAUGUGUUUUGGGAGACUCGGACAGAGUCAGUGAUGGAUGACUACAAGUAUGUUGAUGGUAUUAACAUUGCACAUUGUGGUAAAACAAGCGUCACGGUGUUUAGAUAUGGAGAGCAAUCUGCUAACCACAAGAGACUGAUGCAAGAGAAAUGGAAAAUUGAAGACGUAGAUUUCAAUGUAUGGGGUUUGUCAAAGGAUCAUUUUCUGCCUCCAUCUGAUCUGCAGAAAACUUAAGAUUUAUAGUUUAGAGUAUAAGGAGAGGAAAUUUGCAUUUUUUUUUUCUUUUCACUUUUACGAAGAUGGUAAUGAAAAAGAAUGUGUAUAUAUAGAGAAUUUCAAAGCAUUAUUUUGGUAUGUUCGAGAAUUUCAAAAGCACAGUUAUGAUUGAAAAUGAACAUAACUAAAA
Durio zibethinus is the source of this 1466-nucleotide messenger RNA. RefSeq lists its product as uncharacterized. The record is from RefSeq and is a predicted model, not a curated record. Lineage: Eukaryota; Viridiplantae; Streptophyta; Magnoliopsida; Malvales; Malvaceae.